AUGAGUACAAGUACGACAGUUAUUACAACUCCUCAGCUCACUCCCAGGGCUUUACCCGACACUGGUACAUCUGCACAAACCACAGCAAUUCCGAGAAGUGAAUCAGCUUUAUCCCUACGCUUUGCGUCAACAGCCAAUGCAGAUGCGGUUGAUGAAGAGCGAUCUAUCGCCUCAGCAUCCGUUUCAUCAAAUGAUCCGCUUAUGUUGCGUCGCAGGCGAAAGUCAGAAGAAGAAAUAAAAACGAAAGGAAAAAAGGUUCAGGCGUUUUAUAGAGAUCAAAAUGAAUUGAUUGAUGGUUUUUUGGGACCUGUUGAGCAGCAAACGGAAGAAGAGAAACGAGCAAAUUCGUUAAGGCUAAAAAUCGCCGUGAACGGUUCGAUGAUUGUAAAUAUUUUACUAUUUGGUUUGCAACUGUACGCGGCAAUCACGUCUAGGUCACUUUCACUUUUUGCUACAAUGGCAGACUCUUUUAUGGAUAUUCUAUCGAAUGGUACUCUCUUAUUUGCCGGAAGAGCUGCAAAUGCGACGAAUUAUUUAGAAUAUCCUACGGGCAAGGCGCGUAUGGAAACUGCUGGAAUUAUUGUAUUUUCGUCUUUUAUGUCCACUGUUUCUAUUCAAUUGCUGAUUGAGGCUAUUAAAACUCUAGUUCACGGUGGCGAAAAUCCUGAUGUUAAUAAAAUAGCCAUUAUAUGUAUAGGCACUGCUUUAGUCGCCAAGUUCGGGUUGUUCAUAUAUUGUUACACGCAACGACAAUGGCCGACUGCUAAGGUGUUGGCCCAAGAUCAUCGCAACGAUUUGUUGAUAAAUUCCUUUGGUUUGACUAUGUCAUUGCUUGGGCAAAAGAUUAUUUGGUGGAUGGACCCCCUCGGUGCUAUUUUCGUGGCUUUGAUUAUCUUAAGAAGUUGGAUAAUGACCGCCCGCGAUCAAAUACAAUUAAUUGCUGGUAAAAGCGCCGAUCCUGCAAUAUUAAAAAGAUUGACGUACAUGGCUCUAACACAUGAUGAGAAAGUUCUACAAGUCGAUACCUGCCGAGCUUACUAUUCCGGAAGCAAACUGUAUGUGGAGGUCGACAUAGUCUUGGACAGAGAUACCCCUCUCUGGAUAGCCCAUGACGUUGGAGAGGCUUUGCAAGUAAAAUUGGAAAGCAUGCCUUUUGUGGAGAGAGCUUUUGUUCACGUUGAUUAUGAUUCUGAUCAUAGACCUGAGCAUCAAAAGGACGUCUAA
This is a messenger RNA of Paraglomus brasilianum, 1224 nucleotides long. NCBI's taxonomy places the organism in Eukaryota, Fungi, Glomeromycota, Glomeromycetes, Paraglomerales, Paraglomeraceae. The record is from the annotation of a GenBank genome assembly.